AAUAAUAUAUGUUAAUUAUUAAUUGUUAGUGAUGGAUGUAAUAAAUUACUUAAAAGAUGCCGAAUUGGUUGCGAAAAUUCAAAAAUUUUUUGGUGUCUAUUAUUCGGAGUCGAUUGUGAUUGAGAAAAAUGGAGAAACAAGUGGUCUAUGCCCCAAAAAUGGAUCUAAAAAAAAUCAAAAUGGUUGUUUAUCGAUAAAUAAUAGUAAUUUAUGUCAAAAUGAUCGAGGUAAUGAAAGUAGUAAAGCACAAGUUAAUUGUACAGAUUGCAGUUAUGAUGACAAUAAUGAAACCACCAAAGUUAAAGCUAAAAAGUUGAAGUUACCGAUUAUUAGUAAUUAUUAUUGGUACUAUUUGUUUUUGUUCAGUACUCAGUUGGGUGAUGAGAUUUUUUAUACCACGUUUAUUCCUUUUUUGUUUUGGAAUAUUGAUGCGGUUGUUGGCCGGAGAGUCGUUUUGGUCUGGGGCAUUAUUAUGACAAUAGGUCAAAUACUAAAAGAUAUAAUCCGAUGGCCUCGACCGGAAUGUCCUCCAGCAAUAAAACUCCAAAACAAAUGGUCUCAGGAAUAUGGAAUGCCAUCAACACACGCAGCAAUAGGUGUUGCAAUUCCAUUUAGCAUUAUUAUAUUUACAAUUAACCGUUACAAUUACUCCGUACCACUAGGAUUAAUAUUCGUUACGACAUGGUGUACAUUAAUUUGUAUAAGCCGUCUUUAUCUCGGCAUGCACACGGUACUGGAUAUUUUCGCGGGUUUAUUACUCGCCGUAGUCCUCAUGGUUGUAGUCAUACCAAUAAUUAGCCUAAUCGAUAUUUAUUUAUUUACCAAUUUAUGGAUUCUUCUGAUAUUUCUCAUCAUCAGCGUUCUUACUAUCGUUUAUUAUCCCUGUAGUGAUCGAUGGACACCUACAAGGGGUGACACUGCGAUGGUCGUCUCAGUGACAGCAGGAAUCCACUUCGGAGCAUGGCUUAAUUACAAGACUGGACUAUUGUUACCUGCACUGGAGUCUCCGCCCUAUGAAAUUAUUUUACCCUCUUGCUGGGGUCUCAUUCACAUUUUUUUGAGAUUUAUCAUCGGGUUCUGCUGCAUUAUCCCCAACAAAGUAAUUAUCAAGCAUAUCACUUACAGAGUAGUUAGUGCCAUUAUGCACUUAGACUCUCAGGCGUUGAUCAACAGCGAAAACACCCUAGAAAACCGGGCUAAAAUCACCAGCGACUUGACUUAUAAAUUCUUGUUCUGUUUUCUGUUUGGUGUACUCACGGUUUACUUCUUGCCACAGUUUUUCGCAAUCAUAGGCCUUGAACGUAAAGAAUUCUACACUGAAUUCUUAUAAGUGAAGAAAUAAUUUAUUUAAAUUAUUUUUUAUAUUUUGAGUAUCUUAAUAAAUUGACUUUUUUAUUUAAAA
Cotesia glomerata is the source of this 1402-nucleotide messenger RNA. Its product is annotated as sphingosine-1-phosphate phosphatase 2-like. Gene Ontology annotation, biological process: sphingosine metabolic process; phospholipid dephosphorylation. The transcript is spliced from 4 exons. Gene Ontology annotation, cellular component: endoplasmic reticulum membrane. The record is from RefSeq and is a predicted model, not a curated record. Gene Ontology annotation, molecular function: sphingosine-1-phosphate phosphatase activity. The coding region runs from base 32 to 1330 and encodes 432 amino acids. Lineage: Eukaryota; Metazoa; Arthropoda; Insecta; Hymenoptera; Braconidae.